This is a messenger RNA of Astyanax mexicanus (Mexican tetra), 1331 nucleotides long. RefSeq names its product nuclear receptor subfamily 0, group B, member 1 (gene nr0b1). Gene Ontology annotation, biological process: negative regulation of transcription by RNA polymerase II. The transcript is spliced from 2 exons. Gene Ontology annotation, cellular component: cytoplasm; nucleus. Lineage: Eukaryota; Metazoa; Chordata; Actinopteri; Characiformes; Acestrorhamphidae. The record is from RefSeq and is a predicted model, not a curated record. Gene Ontology annotation, molecular function: transcription factor binding; transcription corepressor activity. Bases 169 to 981 code for a protein of 270 amino acids.
UAAAACUCUUAACUCCUCUCCGUUUGGACGGAAGGAAGCCCACCCGCCGCCGUGCAUGGAAGUGGUCGGGGGCAGCGAGCAGCGUCUGACCAUCAGCAACAACAACAACAGCAGCAGCAGCAGCAGUAGCGAGACUCCUCGAGGAAGCGCGCGCGCGGCGCCGCCAGCAUGGCUCACUCGGGCAGCUGCCACUGCGGCGGGGAGCGCGCGCACAGCAGCAGCAUCCUCUACAGCAUCCUGAAGAGCGACGGCCAGGCCGCGCCGCACGCGCCACACGCGCCCCGCAACCCGCGCCUGGCCGUGUCCAUGCACGCGUGCGCUUGCGGCGCCAAGAAGCAGGUGGCCCUGCGCUCGCCGCACAGCACGUGCAAAGCCGCGUCCGCCGUGCUCGUCAAGACGCUGAAGUUCGUGAAGAACGUGCCCUGCUUCCGCGAGCUGCCCAUCGACGACCAGCACGCGCUGGUGCGCUCCAGCUGGGCGCCGCUGCUCGUGCUCGGCAUGGCGCAGGACCGCAUCGACUUCGAGACGGCGGAGACCCCCGAGCCCAGCCUGCUGCAGCGCAUCCUCACCAGCGGACAGCCCGCCGAGCCGCGGGACAGCGCGCGACUCCGCGCGCACGCCGGACACGUGGCGCUCGCGGACGUUCAGGCCAUCAAAAUGUUCCUCAGUAAGUGCUGGAGUCUCGACAUCAGCACCAAGGAGUACGCGUACCUGAAAGGAGCCAUCCUCUUCAACCCGGACGUGGCAGGACUGCAGUGCCAGCGCUACAUCCAGGGGCUUCAGAGUGAGGCGCACCAGGCACUGAAUGAAUAUGUGAAGAUGAUCCACGGAGGAGACACUGCGAGGUUCGCCAAGCUCUUCAUCGCGCUCUCCAUGCUGCGCUCCAUCAACGCCAAUGUGGUGGCAGGGCUCUUCUUCACCCCGGUCAUCGGCACCGUGAACAUGGAGGAACUGCUGCUCGACAUGUUUUACGGGAAGUAGUAGAAGUUUUAGCGGCUCUCCCUCAAACGGACCGAGGCAGCAUGUGCUCACUCGCACUCACAGGGACUGCUGGGUGGGCUGCCAGUGCGCAUGCACCCUCCACAAGAACGUACUCCUUUUUACACACGCUAUUUUUGUACUAUAGCUCCCGGACAGUGUUUUUCCUCUUUGCCUUCUGAGUUGAACUCAUCGCUGAAUCCAAAGUCUGACGUCGUUCCCUUUUGGGAAAAUAGCUUUACGCUCUCUCUUUUUGGUUGUUGUUGUUGUUGUGGUUUCUCUUAAGUUCAUUAGCUUUCCUGUGUGUGUUGCAUUGUGCAGCCGUCUGAUGAAAUAAACUAUUUAUUGGAGUA